Molecule: messenger RNA, 2028 nt
Organism: Spinacia oleracea (spinach)
Lineage: Eukaryota; Viridiplantae; Streptophyta; Magnoliopsida; Caryophyllales; Amaranthaceae
Product: L-ascorbate oxidase homolog
Exons: 8
Coding region: 186-1802 (538 amino acids)
Molecular function (GO): copper ion binding; oxidoreductase activity
Source: RefSeq, a predicted model, not a curated record
AGCCCAUCUCUGACACCACUCUUUGACUUCAAACUUUUGAUGUACUUUUGGGGAUUUUAUUUAAGAAACCGUACACCAUUCCAUUUCCAAUCCAUUUAUAUUCUUCCUUCUCAUCUCUUACAUUUGCGUACAUACCCGAGAAUUUGAUUAUACUCCUGCAGGGUUAAGUAAUCAAUCUUCAUACUAUGGGCCGGGUAGCAGUCCUACAUUUCCUCUUAGGAAUUUUGGCUUUGUCAAGUAUAUUUGAAGUUCUUCAUGCAGAAAGCCCGUAUAGAUACUAUGAUUGGGAAGUAACUUAUGGAACAAUAUCUCCUCUCGGUGUUCCUCAAAGGGGUAUUUUAAUAAAUGGGCAAUUUCCCGGACCAGCAGUCGAAUGCGACACCAAUGACAAUGUGAUCAUCACUAUUAAAAAUAGUUUGGAUGAGCCAUUCCUAAUGACCUGGAAUGGGAUUUGGCAAAGGAAGAUGUCGUGGCAAGACGGGGUACUUGGUACUAAUUGUCCAAUUCCUCCACACUCAAACUGGACCUUUAAGAUGCAGGCCAAGGAUCAGAUUGGUACCUAUAUGUACUUCCCUUCCACAUCGUUACAUAGACUUGCUGGAGGUUUUGGUGCAUUCAAUAUUCACAAGAGAUCUGUUAUUGCUCUCCCUUACUUUGAGCCAGCCGGCGAAUUCACCCUCCUUGUUGGAGACUGGCACAACACUGACCACAAGGAACUCCAACAAAUGUUGGACAGUGGAAGCGAUAUGCCAAUGCCUGAUGGCUUGCUUAUAAACGGGGAUCCAAGUAAUUCAGUCUUUACCGGUGAAGCAGAGAAAACCUACUUGUUCCGAGUGGCGAAUGUAGGGACAAUGACUACCAUCAACAUUAGGAUUCAAGGGCAUAUGAUGAAGCUAGUCGAGGUUGAAGGCUCUCAUGUCCUUCAAGAAAUUUAUGAGUCACUCGAUGUUCAUCCAGGUCAAUCUUUGGCUUUCUUGGUGACCCUCCAUGGCUCAGCAAAGGACUACUACAUUGUUGCAUCCACUCGUUUUGCAAGAACAGCUAUAGAAGCUACUGCAAUCCUUCGUUACAAUGGUUCUAAUGUUGAUGCUUCUCAUCCUUUACCUGUUGGCCCUACUUAUCAGGUUCACUGGUCAAUGAAGCAAGCUAGAACUUUCAGAUGGAAUCUGACAGCCAAUGCUGCAAGGCCGAACCCUCAAGGAUCAUACCGUUAUGGAGGAAUCCAAAUAACAAGGACAUUAGUUUUAGAAAACACAGUUGGUGAGGUUGAUGGCAAGUUGCGUUACGGAGUCAACAAUGUUUCGUACAACAAUCCAGACACACCAAUAAAACUGGCUGACUAUUACAACAUUCCUGGUGUUUACAACCUUAACACAAGCAGGGAUAAACCAACACCAGGCCCUAUGGUGUCUGGCACCGCGGUUUACGACAUUGCUCUUCAUGAUUUUGCAGAAAUCAUCUUCCAAAAUAAUGAGACCACCACCCAAUCUUGGCAUCUUGAUGGCCAUAACUUCUUUGUUGUUGCAUUUGGUGCAAAUCAAUGGAGUCCGGAAAUGAGGAUAAAAUACAAUAUGGUUGAUGCUGUCUGGAGAAACACUGUUCAGGUGUAUCGAAAUUCAUGGACAGCAAUAUUAGUAUCAUUGGAUAACAAGGGAAUGUGGAAUUUAAGAUCAGCAAUAUGGCAUAGACAGUACCUUGGACAACAAGUUUAUCUAAGGGUUUGGAAUGAUGAAACAAGCCUCUUUACAGAGUCGGAGAUCCCACCAAAUGCCCUCAAGUGUGGAAAGGCUGCUAAAUUUUAGAUUUACUUUUUCUAGUUUUUAUUUUACUUAUUUUUAUUUUUUAAAAUUAAAAUUUGUGGGGGUUAUUUUAUUAGUUUUCCCAAAAGAAAAAUCAAGUCACAAGGGUGUGACUGUCCAAAAAAAAGGGGGAAAGCAACCUUAUUAGGAAUUUAAUUGUAUGAUUUGUACCUUGAUCAUGUAUCUCCUUGAUCAAAAUUUAUAAGUAAUAAACUAAUUUGUCAAUUUA